AGUGCACCUGGAAGGUGGAUGUUGAGCAGUAGUUAUAUUGAAUUGUUCGUCGCACGCGUCAUAAGGGCUAGGUGUCAUAGAAAUUUUAUAUAUUUAUAAGCGUAGACCUGUGCGUGUCAACAACAUGAAAUAACAUUAGAUACUCGAAUGCAGUUCAUCGCGUGCUAGCUGCUCUACUAGGUCGCUUUUCUUCAUCUUGUUGUUUCUUUCUGGCAAGCAUCUCAUCGUUAAUCUGCUUGUAUUUUUUAACCACAAUGCAUGAGAACGAUGACUCUGAACGGCGGCGUCGUGCCGGAUAGAAGCUUUUCCUAAUAGGUGCACCUGGGCGAGCGACGCGGCAUGGCCUGCAGCGAACCGCGCAGCUAGGCGAUUACUCGAGGGUGUAUCAAAUAACAAUACCACAGAUACAGGAGCGCGCUGGAGUACUACAUUUAUUUCGUAGCUUGUAUACUAGAGCGAUUGACGAGAUAUCACACCUACGGCAUCAACAAGAGCAACGUCGAUCGUUAGAAUAGGGUAGCCUGUCCGAUCACCAAAGCGAAGGACCAGACAGUGACAAGCUCUCGUGAAGACAGGGAAGUAGGUCGCAAACCCCUGGCUUUCCUUUGCACGGAUAGUAAGGAUCACGGAAAGCAGGCGCUCGUCGGCUUUCACUAUCGUGGUGCUGUAAGUAUCGUCGUAACUUCGUGAGCAACGAUCUAUUCUAGCCUCGUGGAGAUCGCGCACUCCGUGGGACGACGACGCAGAAGCUGAAGAACAUCGAAUCUUCUAUUUCCGUCUGACCACAUAGACUCUUGUCGAAGAGUCGUUAGGGUGACAGGACAUCGGCAUCCCUUUCAGCGGGACGUUGUUCGUUCGUCGACAUAACCUCUGCUCGACUUCAGGAAGAUGGAUCUUCCAGCAGCAGCACCAACAUCCACGCCACCAGCGCACAAGGCGUGGAUAAAAUACAAGAGGAUAGCACAGACCUACCUGGACAAAACAGUCAUAUUUCCAGCGCAAAGAUGGGUCUUCUUUGCGAUAUCGCUGCUGAUGUACGAAUUUUCUUUUUGUUGAGCAGUAUUACGCAGUUGAUACAAUUGCUUUUGAGAGCGAUUCAUUGAGUCUUCUUCAUCCUGAGCAUUUUCUAGUUCAUAAUCAAAUUCAUAUUCUUGUUCAUCUGGAUAGAUACACCUAAAUCAAAAGUAGGGGUGUACUCGCUUUUCUUGAUGAUUAAUACCUAAUAUCACAAUCCGAAUCCGAAUAAUCCUUGUUCACGUUCACGACCACAGGUUAUAUGGUGAGGAAAUUCAUUUAUGGGUUUUCAAUUGUGUCGAUUUCCUUCAUUUACCUUCGUUUUUUGAUUAUUUGGCAUCAAUAACUCCACCGUGUAAUAAUUAUUACACCCCGGAGUUCUGAGUGGUCGUUUUUCUAGUUCUUUGCUCCCAGAGAACUGCAGCAAAGGCAAAAAUUAUGGCAAUUGGUAGAUAUGCGCCCUCAACUCCUAACGUGCGUCCGAACAGCAUCCUUCUGGGAUGACUUUUCACUCUGUUCACGCGAGGGCUGGGUAGUGUGAAAUCGUUAGGUUUAAGAGGCCUAGCCUGGAGAAGCGGAAACACCAGCACCAUGCUUGUGAUGAUAGGGAUGAAAAGGCGGAGACAAGAUGAUGAGGCGGAACUUCUGAAACAUCAGGGUCCUCGCAGUUGUAUCUUAAUCUUGAAGUAAAGGAAAAAGUGAUACUUUUCAGCAAGAAACUCAGACUCCGGAUCUUUCUCAGCCCGAGUGGAAUUUGUCGUACGUGCCUUCCGUAUGUAUCAGCAAGAAGCGA
Messenger RNA from Amoebophrya sp. A25, 1807 nucleotides. The record is from the annotation of a GenBank genome assembly. Lineage: Eukaryota; Dinophyceae; Syndiniales; Amoebophryaceae.